AUGCACGCGUUUCGCACGCGUGACAUUACGCUGCGUGUGCCCAGCAAAGACAAGCUCCUGCGCUUCUCCUUUUGCUCUUCCCGCCAUCUCCUGGCUGAGACGAUCCGUCGGCACGACCUCCUGCGGAGCACCGGGGCGCACGUAGACUUCCUGCAGCUCCUCGGAACACAGAUCACGUUUACAAGCCUGCUCGCCUCCGCACUGGAGGGCGAGGAGCGAGUGGAAGCUCGAUUCACGGCGGAAGAGGCCACCAUCUUGACGGAGGCGCUGGCGCUGGGGGAGUGUCGGUGCUACCUGCGACCCGAGUACAAUGCGCAGCUGGCGGAAUGUGGUCUUCCGACGUUCCCGCUGCGCGUGAACCGUAUCCUGUAUCGCCAGGAGAAGCCUUUUUCGUCGGUCGUGCACGCCGAUCUGGCCGAGCUCCUUCAGCCACCGUGUGACGUCGCCUCUAGCUUCGCUGCUGCUUCCAGUGGCGCAAACGAAGCCAGUGGUGCACCGUUCUCCUUGUAUCUGCCUGACAUGGAGAGGCGGGUGCCGCUGGAGGCUUGGAAGAGCUUCUUCUCCUACAACAGCAGCCUGCACGCUUACAACUACCUGCGCCGGUCCGACGGCAGCGUCCCGGCGGUGUGGCUGCAGUCCCGGAUCGACGCGGUCAGGCUUGUGGAUCACGGAUUCUUGAACGUGGACAGCACUGCUGCAGCUGCUGCAUGGCAGCGUGGCGAGGCGUGCAGUGACGAGGACGACGAGAAGGCGCAAGAUAUCCGGCGAGCUCUUCUGCAUGCAAUCCCAUUCAGCUUUGGUGUGGUGGUGACGCCGCUGGCUGCUGGCGUUGCGGUGGACCAACGUGUGAACCAGCUGAACCGUGUAGUGAUGGAGGCCGCCGCACUGCUGAGCGCACCGUCUGGCGGCGGCGCAACGGUCACCUCGGCUCUGCAGCCGCUUCUAGAUCGAUGCGCAGAGAAGCACACCGCGUGCCAGCACAUCCUGUCUCUGGUUUCUGGUGACCACGAUGGUGCCUAUCAAGCCGCGGUGGCGGCUCGGCAGUACAACGACGAUCCGGCGCAGGUGGCUGCGGUGGUGGACCCGAUACGGCGAGCGCUGGGGGUGCAGGACUUUGUGGUCCCCCUAGCGGCAACGGAAGCGGCGCGGUCGGGGUUGGACUUUUUUUGCCGCUGCUCGAAGCAGAACGUCCUGGAGUCCCUCGUCUCCGCGCCCCCUCGUGCGCUGGAGUCGCUGAAGGGGAGCGACAACACAGUUCACUGCUCCUUUUGUGGAAGGCGGUACAAGCUCGCCGGCGCGGAGUGGCAGGAGCUGGAAAUGGCUCGAUCCGCUUCCACGCCGCCGCAGUGA
Molecule: messenger RNA, 1350 nt
Organism: Leishmania major strain Friedlin
Lineage: Eukaryota; Euglenozoa; Kinetoplastea; Trypanosomatida; Trypanosomatidae
Exons: 1
Coding region: 1-1350 (449 amino acids)
Biological process (GO): protein refolding
Cellular component (GO): cytoplasm
Molecular function (GO): protein folding chaperone
Source: RefSeq, a predicted model, not a curated record